AAACUUUACUUCACUUUCAUCUAGCAGUCCCUUCAAAGUGCCGUUCUUAGCUCCCCCUUCGAUCAGCAUCCUUGUCCUUUUACCUUUCCAGACCAUAAACACAUUCAUAAACACAUAACUUUCCAACUUACGUGCCACCCCAAACAUGUCUUAUGCCGAAGUAGCCGCCAAGGGCCCGGAACAGUCCGCAGAAGAGGUACGCGGGGUUUAUAAGGAUGAAUCCGAGAGCACCGCCUCGCUAGUCGAUGUAGAUUCGCAACAUGUUACCGUCGUGGAUUCGAAUUUUCUGGAUCAAGACAUCAAGACCACCACUCAAGCCGAGCGGGUAGAGCGGGAAGAGUCUGAGGAAAACAAGAAAGCGAAAGAAGAACGAAAAGCUAAGGCCAAGGCCAAGGCUAAGGCUUCUGGAAUAUGUCGCAACUCGGAUAAUCCGGUCUAUAUCGGCAAUGCUGUGCUUUUGAGCUUGGUGGGCGCAGGACUAGGGUUCGGUGCAUACCGGAAACAUGUCGAAGGCAAACUCUCCUGGGAGCUGAUUGGGCUUUGGUCUGGCGCUGUUGGAGCAUUUGGUGCGGUUGAUUAUUUCGUCAGCAAGUAAGUUCCUCGGUGUGCUCAAUGUCACCUGAAGCCUGUUUGCUAAUGCUUAACUCUGUCAGGUGGUUUCUCCAAAACAAGUACCCUCCCAAGUAGAUAGAGGGUUUUACUGUUCCUGGCAUUCUUCAGUCUGGAGGUCUGUUUCUAUAUGACCGUUUCUGGGUGUCAGAUAUUUCAUUAUAGCUCUGUUACCCACGCUUCCCAAGAGCCGGCGUUGGCGCAGUGAUGGAUCUUUUU
Molecule: messenger RNA, 828 nt
Organism: Aspergillus pseudonomiae
Lineage: Eukaryota; Fungi; Ascomycota; Eurotiomycetes; Eurotiales; Aspergillaceae
Exons: 3
Coding region: 146-595 (149 amino acids)
Cellular component (GO): mitochondrial outer membrane
Molecular function (GO): nascent polypeptide-associated complex binding
Source: RefSeq, a predicted model, not a curated record